AUGCCAGUACCAGAUGCACCUACAAACUGCAGAAUUGAGGCACCUGUGGUAGCAAAUGCAGGUAGGCACAGCAGGGUCAAGGCACCUGUGGUACCAGAUCCACCUAAGAACAGCAGAAUCAAGGUGCUGGCAGCCCCUAAAAUGUUGAAUCCUCGAGACUUUGUGAGCAUUCAGCCUUUGCCUGGCUUUGCUCAGAAGGAAGGAAAAGUCUUGGCCAGAAGCAGAACAAUUUACAAAAGCAGUGAACCUCCAAGAGAGCAAGUGUUCUGGGAAAACUACCAUAGGAGGCAAAAGCAGUUCACUCAGGGACUCUUCACCCCCACUGGGAAGCCUUACCAGGAGCUUGGAGAGAUCCUCUACACAGACCCGAAGAAACUCACCCUCUACUCUUUGGGGCAGCUUACACAGGAACCAGUGAAAAAAGAUGUGCAGGAAAAACCACCCAAAGAAGUGGCUGAGAUUACUAAAAAGUACUCUUUCAACCCAGAGUUUGAUCACUUCCAGUCUGAUCCACUGGAACCAGUGAAGAGGCUCCCCCCACUCAGAGAACCAGGAAAGGAGCUGAGGACUCUCCAUAAGGCUCUAGCUCACUCAAGGCGUCAUAUCAAUUCUGUGAAACGAGGUGGAGAAUACUUUCGUAUGCUUCACCAAGAAUCACUGGAGAGGAAGAACACACUGAAAGCAGCCCAGCAUGCUCAGGGGAUGAGGUGGAGAUCUGAGUUCCAGCCACCCAAAUACUCUGAGGCAGAGGAGUCAGAGGAAGAAAUAAACACUUGCUCUCUAACAGAAGGCAACCACCUGAGGAAGUCAGGGAAGAAGGAAAGAAAAAUGACCUUACGGUCUUUCAGUCCUCUUUAUACUAGUGUUUUGAUUCCAAGCCCCCCUGGAGCAAAAAGUGAACAUCUUUUCCGACAGCUGUGUGCCAUACACUGGCUUUUGGAAGCUAUGACUCUUGAAUCCAACAGCUUGAUGCGUUCCAUAUUAACCUGUUGGAAUCCAAAGGACCCUGGUGGUUGUAAAAAAACAGUAAAAGAAGUUGAAGAGGAAAAGUUAGCAACGCACUUGUGGGAGGUCUUUAUUACAAAUACAAAGAAAUACACCUGGAAAGCGCGAUGCGGUCCGCUUAGCAGGAAGAUAAACAAGACUUAUACACCAGGUAUCUCUCAGCUUAGCAGUCAGUCAUCUCCCUGUGUUCAAACCCCUCAUGGCAGCGAAACUUCCACUGUACUCUGCUCUGAAGACAAUGUCAAGAUUAAUGUAGCUUCAUCUGAUGUUAUGAGUGAGUCAGCACAAGCUAAAGAACAACCACCUCUCUUCUCCUCCCUACAGAAAGUCAUUCAGAUAACACAUGAAGAGGUGCCAAAAGAUGGCCAUAAACAAGAAGAUAUGGUUAAGACGACUAGACUGCAGCGCUGCCAUAUCAGCUCUUUUAUUAAAAGCAAAUCUAACUUGUGUGCCGAUAUGAGGCAAAAGUUCACAGCAGUACGUGAAGAAGCAGCUUGUUGUUUACAUGAUACUCUAGAGCACCUUGAGAGGGGGCAGGAAGAGCGAUGUUGUCGAAAAUACCAGGCUUUGAAACAAUUGAAGUAUUUUAGAAGAGACGUGGGAAGAAUAAGACAGCUGGGCAUGAGAGCUGAAAGAGAAUGUGAUGAAGAUGGCCUAAACUGGUUUCCUGUAUUGCUUGACAGACUCCCAGAGUCUGUGAAGGGUGACCAUUAUGUACAAAAAAUCUUAAAGAAGCUGGAAAAAUAUGGCAAGACUCCUGACUUGAAAAUUCAUCCAGACACCUUUCUUAAGGCUCUGGAUGAUCUACAGGUGUGGGAGUUGUGUUCUCCAGAAAUUGCUGCAGCUGUGGAGUUUGUACGUGAAAGUAUUGUGCAGAUGCCAGAAGAGGAUUUCAGCGAGUGGUUUCAGACAAGAGUAGCCCCCCUCAGUGCACAGUCCUCCACCUUUAAUCAAAUGGCUGGAUGAGAUGGUUUUCCAGUGACAGCUGUCUUCAAGCAGAAGACUACUGCCUGUUAAGAUCUGCCUCAGACGAGGGGAGUUAACUUCAGGAAGUCCCACUGCCCACUCGCGCACAAGUGGAAUUUGUCCCCCUACAGUGCUCCGCUGGCUGUAGCCCGGCAUAGAAAAUAAAAGCUAAAUACUGUUGCUCCUUCCUGUACAAUGUCUUAGAUUCACCAUCAAAUUUCAAUCUCCUGUAACCGUGUAGAAUGAAGACUGAGUUUCUAAUCACAGGUCAGGUCAUCUCUUCAGACAUUCCUCUAACAAUAUCUACACUAUAACAAGCAUCUACUCAGUGUAGAUAUCCUGAUUUCCAUAUCUAAAUAGCAUUGUCUCUGUUAGCUCUUCAUUUUAGCUCUCCUUUAUAAAAAAUAUCCCAAGCACAGGGUAAUAGUAAGCUUUAAGACAAUUCUUUUUUUGCAUUAAUUUUUUUUUGUCAUUUAGGUAUUUUAUUUUUGUAUUGAGUUUAUUCUGUAGUUAUCCUGUGAUUAUGGAUUAAUUCUUGCCUUAUUAAAAUCAGUAUUGAAAAACCAAGCAUCCUUAGAUGCACUUUCCAGGUCUUCACCUGAAGGUAUUUCCCCCCCCGAUGACCUUAGAUACUCUGCUAGAGUAUCUAAGAGCCAUUGCUCUGCUGGGUAAGGCAGUAGAAUGACACCCAUGAACUUACAUACAGUGAUAAAUACGUGACUUUUGUGAAUCUGUCUGGGCUUAACUGUUUAUUUCAUGGUGGGUCACAAUUGCUGGGCAAUGGAAUCGGUGACCCAGUGACCUUCUAAGCUGAUGAUUUUAAUGAGCUGCUUACCUGCCUGUCAAAGCUUCCAGAGGACCCGCUGGGGAGGAAUCAACCGCUGAUCCUUCAGCUGCGAUAAGGGGAAACAAUGCCAGCCCAGGGUCCAGGU
Messenger RNA from Phalacrocorax carbo (great cormorant), 2903 nucleotides. NCBI's taxonomy places the organism in Eukaryota, Metazoa, Chordata, Aves, Suliformes, Phalacrocoracidae. The record is from RefSeq and is a predicted model, not a curated record.